ACAAAUUCACAGUCUGAGAUAGAAGGAUAGAGCACUAGAGUAGUGAAAAGAUAAUAACUGAUCGUAAACUAGAGUGAGUAAGACAGAGGAAGCAGAAAAGAAGGAGGGAUCAGAGGUGUGACACACUUCAGUCUGGCCUUGGGACAGACAGUUGCCCUCCCUGACAUCAGAGAUAAAGGACUCAUUUUUUUUGGUUCUCUGUUUUUUUUAAUUAAAUUGGUCAAAUGCAACGCUGUGGGUAUGUACACCUCUGGCUGCUGGGGCCAGUGUUGCUCAUCUUCUUCAUCUCAGGAGUCACAAAGGUGAAGGGGGACGUGGCGCAUCAAGAACCCCACCCGAAGCCGCCAUCUGAGUUAAAAUCAAAUCAGACUGAACACGGCCAUGGAUUCAGCGUCAUCACAGGAAUACCCGUCGUGACUUUUAAAUGGCACCAUGUGGAGACUCCUUAUGUUAUUGCGUUAUGGAUAUUGGUGGCUUGUGUGGGUAAAUUGGUGAUUGAGUCCAACCAUCAUGUGACCAAUAUCAUCCCGGAGAGCGCCCUACUCAUCUGCUUCGGCUUCGUCCUGGGGGGGAUUAUUUGGGGUGUCGACGGGGUGCAGACCUUCACGCUGACCCCGAACGUGUUCUUCUUCUACCUGCUGCCUCAAAUCAUCCUGGACGCAGGCUACUCCAUGCCCAACAAGCUGUUCUUCAGCAACAUGGGGGCCAUCCUGAUCUACGCCGUCAUCGGGACCUGCUGGAACGCUGCCAGCUUGGGGCUGUCGCUGUGGGGGUGUCACAUGGGAGGAGCCAUGGGCGACCUGGACAUCGGCCUGCUGCAGUACCUUCUCUUCGGCAGUCUGAUCGCGGCCGUGGACCCCGUGGCCGUAAUCGCCGUGUUCGAGCAGGUCCACGUCAACGAGGUGCUCUUCAUCUUGGUGUUCGGAGAGUCGCUGCUCAACGACGGCGUGACCGUGGUGCUCUUUAAUGUCUUUGAUGCGUUUGUGUCGCUGGGAGGACCACAAAUUGAUGCAGUGGAGAUCAUUAAAGGAAUAAGUAAGUAG
This is a messenger RNA of Notothenia coriiceps (black rockcod), 1043 nucleotides long. Its product is annotated as sodium/hydrogen exchanger 3-like. Gene Ontology annotation, cellular component: brush border membrane; apical plasma membrane; plasma membrane. Bases 225 to 1043 code for a protein of 272 amino acids. Gene Ontology annotation, molecular function: sodium:proton antiporter activity; potassium:proton antiporter activity. The record is from RefSeq and is a predicted model, not a curated record. NCBI's taxonomy places the organism in Eukaryota, Metazoa, Chordata, Actinopteri, Perciformes, Nototheniidae. The transcript is spliced from 4 exons. Gene Ontology annotation, biological process: regulation of intracellular pH; proton transmembrane transport; potassium ion transmembrane transport.